Nasonia vitripennis (jewel wasp) is the source of this 976-nucleotide messenger RNA. RefSeq names its product ubiquinol-cytochrome c reductase, complex III subunit X (gene ox). Gene Ontology annotation, biological process: mitochondrial electron transport, ubiquinol to cytochrome c. Lineage: Eukaryota; Metazoa; Arthropoda; Insecta; Hymenoptera; Pteromalidae. The coding region runs from base 101 to 280 and encodes 59 amino acids. The record is from RefSeq and is marked validated. The transcript has 3 exons.
UUCCACGUGAUUCGUGAUCCCUGCCAAGAGCAACAUCGGGGAGAAUCGUUGGCCUUUCUGCUAGUUUCGUGAUUUCCGAAUUUACGAACAAACCAACACAAUGUCGCUCGGCACCACUUUCUACAACAUCUUCCUGAAGCGAUCAUCCACGUUUAUGGUCACAAUUAUUGGCAGCGCAUUCUUCUUCGAGAGGACCUUUGACAUUGCUGCUGAUCAAAUCUUCCGCAGCAUCAACAAGGGAAAAUUGUGGGAUGACAUCAAACACAAAUAUGAAAAGUGAAGAGUAGUUGUUGAUUAUUAGUGCAAAUAAGCAAAAUGUGAAAACUUAAAGAAUAAAUAAGUUUAUUGCCUUUUUACAAGUUUGUUGCUUUGUUGAUGUUGAAAAUCUUAUUUAUUUCUGGAUUAUUAUAAAAAGAAAUGAUAAAAUUAUUUACAGACUAAAUAACAGAAUCUGUUGUUAUUUCUAUUAUUGUCAGCUUUGCAAAGCCUGAACUUGUGUUGGAUCCGUUACAUCAAUAUCAUUAACAUCUCUAUUCAGAAAUUCAAAGGGAGGCCCAGAGCUUGUGAUUUCUGCACUACCCAAGCACUGUUCUCCAGCGUAUAAAACAGCGUACUAAAAAAAUUCAAAAAUACAGUUAAAUUAUGAGAUCAACUUAAGAGUGACUGAAUAUUCAUGUAUACUUUACCUGACCAGGAGUAAUAGCCCUCUUAGGUUUGUACAGUCGAAUAAGCAAUUUAUUACUGGUAGUUUUGAAAACUGAACAAGGCACUAAAAUGUUACGAUGUUGAAAUCGAAAAUCACAGUCGUAAACCUUUCUAUUUUUUAGUUCUAAAGGUUCUUCGUUUAUCCAAUGUACAUUGGAUGCAACUAAAAACUCUGAGAACAAUGCAGGAUGUGAGCUUCCAGCAACCUAAAAUAUUUAUACAAUUUUAAUUUUGUUAAAAAAAUUGAGGAAAUAUUAAUCAAUACGUACCA